AUGGAUAAGUUUUUGAAUUCUAGUAGAAAACGUGAUAAUCCAGAAGUAAUUUCAUAUAUUGAAAAGAAACAAAAAAUCAGAAAAUAUGAUGAUAGUUAUUUGAAUUUCGGAUUUACUAUCACUGUUGUUGCAAACGUAGAACAUCCCCAGUGUGUUGUUUGUUUGAAAGUAAUGGCUGUAGAAAGUAUGCUUCCAAAUAAAAUGAAACGCCAUUUGGAGACAGUUCAUGGAAAUUUGGUGAACAAACCACGUGAUUAUUUCAUAUCAAAAUUAAAAGCUAUGGCUCAACAAAAACAUAUUUUUACAAAACAAGCUACAAUUCCUUCUAAAGCACUACUUUCUUCCUAUAAAGUAGCUUGGCGAAUAGCAAAGAGUAAAAAACCUCAUACUAUCGCAGAAAAUCUAAUUUUACCAGCCGCUAUGGAUAUGGUGUCUAUUAUGAUUGGGGAUGCUGCUGCUAAACAACUUCAAAAUGUGCCAUUAUCAGAUAAUACUAUUAGUCGUAGAAUACAAGAUAUGGCUGAAGACAUCAAUGAUCAAUUAAUUGAAAAACUAAUAGGAUGA
Rhopalosiphum maidis (corn leaf aphid) is the source of this 564-nucleotide messenger RNA. Its product is annotated as protein FAM200B-like. The transcript has a single exon. The record is from RefSeq and is a predicted model, not a curated record. The coding region runs from base 1 to 564 and encodes 187 amino acids. Lineage: Eukaryota; Metazoa; Arthropoda; Insecta; Hemiptera; Aphididae.